GGAGGCGUGCUUUUCUCUCAGAGCUUUGAUCAGUUGCUCCAGCUUCCCGAGCCUCUCAUUCAGUCUCCUCAUCUCUCUGUGGAAUGAAGUCACUCCAUCAAUCAGGAGCAAAAUGUAAAUUCAGCCAACGACACUCUGUUGUCUCUCAGCCUGUCACUCUCAUAGUCAUGGCUAAAGGGAGGAAGACACCAGCCAGCUCAGGUGACAAGCCAAUGCUGAAUAAUCUCAAGCCUGUUUUCACCAAGGUCUCAGUACAGACUCAUCUGGAGCAGAAACUCUCUGUGUGCAACAAGCUGUGUUUCGCUAUUGGAGGUGCACCUAAUCAAGUUGCAGGAAGUGCGACGGCUUUCUUCUUACAGAUAUUUCUGCUAGACGUCGCACAGAUAAACCCAUUUCAAGCCUCCCUGGUGCUGUUCAUUGGGAAAGCUUGGGGUGCUGUUACUGAUCCUCUUGUGGGAUUCUUCAUCAUUAAAAGCAGAUGGACCAAAAUUGGCCGACUCAUGCCAUGGAUGGUGGCCUGCACACCAUUUACCAUAGUGUCCUACUUCUACUUGUGGUUUGUUCCUCCUUUCACCAAUCAAAGGUACAUCUGGUAUCUGGGCUUCUACUGCCUCUACCAAACUCUCAUCACAUGUUUCCAUGUGCCUUACUCAGCACUGACCAUGUUUCUGAGCACAGACCAGCAGGAAAGAGACUCAGCUACAGCAUACCGUAUGACCAUGGAGGUGUUGGGGACGCUGGUUGGUGCAGCCAUCCAGGGCCAGAUUGUAGCCAGAGCACAUACUCUAAAGCACUGCCCUCAAAACAACAUGUCAGCUAGUCACCUAAAUAGCAGUGGAACUGAGGUCAUCCGCAGCAUGGUGCAGUCCCAGGACUUCUUGUCACAUGCAAAGGAAGUGUACAUGAUUGCUGCAGGGGUGAUCGGGGCACUCUUUCUUAUCUGUACAGUAGUGAUGUUCCUGGGAGUUAAAGAGAGAGAUGAUCCUUAUGCACUAAAGACAGAGAAACCCAUUCCCUUCCAUAAGGGCUUUGUGCUGGUGAUGAGACAUGGGCCAUAUCUCUCCCUCACAGCAGCUUUCCUCUUCAUAUCUGUGGCCAUCCAGCUGAUCCAGAGCAACUUUGUGCUGUUCUGCACGUACGCUGUAGAUCUUCGGGACCACUUUCAAAAUAUAGUUCUAACAAUUCUGAUGUCUGCAGCCUUGAGCAUCCCUUUCUGGCAGUGGUUCCUACAGAGGUUUGGCAAGAAGACAGCAGCGUUCUGUGGAAUUACGUGGAUCAUGCCCUUCACUGUGAUGCUGGCUUUCGUUCCAAACUUGAUGGUGGCUUAUGUGGUGGCUGUGUCUUCUGGACUGAGUGUAGCUGCUUCACUACUUUUACCCUGGUCAAUGCUGCCAGACGUCGUGGAUGACUUCAGACUGGCAAACCGCAACUCGAAGGGCCACGAGGCGAUCUUCUACUCCUUCUAUGUUUUCUUCACCAAGUUCGCGGCAGGGAUCUCUCUGGGAGUGUCCACGCUCUGUUUAGAAUUUGCAGGCUAUGACACAGGAGCAUGUAGGCAGCCCAGUGCAGUAGUGUACACUCUGAAACUCCUGAUUGGCAUGGCCCCGGUGGCGUUUAUCAUCACAGGCCUCGUCAUCCUCCUGCUGUACCCCAUCAGUGAAGACGUGAGACAGAGAAACAAACUUGCUCUGGAGGAUCUUAGAAACCAGACUACAAAUUGCAGCUGCUUCAGAGAAGACUUGAACAGUGUAUAGAUCCUUUACACAUCACAGAUUCAGAUUCCAGCUUGGCCCUGGGAUGAGAUGUGUUAGUGUACAUUACACUGUGUUCAGUAUAAUAUAAAAUAGUUCAUUUUGUUUCUUUAUUUUUUACAUGAUAUUAUAAUCAGCAUAUAUACAGUAUAUACCUAAUUUAUAUUAAUGAAUGUAUGUUUCUUU
Molecule: messenger RNA, 1937 nt
Organism: Hemibagrus wyckioides
Lineage: Eukaryota; Metazoa; Chordata; Actinopteri; Siluriformes; Bagridae
Gene: mfsd2b
Product: MFSD2 lysolipid transporter B, sphingolipid
Exons: 15
Coding region: 84-1754 (556 amino acids)
Biological process (GO): carbohydrate transport
Cellular component (GO): membrane
Molecular function (GO): sphingolipid intramembrane carrier activity; symporter activity
Source: RefSeq, a predicted model, not a curated record